Bactrocera dorsalis (oriental fruit fly) is the source of this 12981-nucleotide messenger RNA. RefSeq lists its product as uncharacterized. NCBI's taxonomy places the organism in Eukaryota, Metazoa, Arthropoda, Insecta, Diptera, Tephritidae. Bases 924 to 1718 code for a protein of 264 amino acids. The transcript is spliced from 3 exons. The record is from RefSeq and is a predicted model, not a curated record.
UUGGCUCGUCGACGUCGUCGUUAUCGUCGUUGGCAAUGCACAACAUUUUCGGCUAGUCUCUGCGUUGCUCUUGUAAAAUGUAUACAACAUUUUUUGCCAGCCAGCUUCAAGUCAAAGAAAAUUAUAUUUUUUUAUUGAAUUUAAUGUGAGACAAAUUGCUGGGAUAAGUUAAAAUUGUGAAAAUCUCGAUAGGAAAAGUAAAGCCACACAAAAAAAGAAUUGAUAAACAAAAAUGGAAUUAGUAAAUAACGUACAAAGACAUAUACCUACUCAGCAGUUACAUACAUAAGGAAUAAAGAACCCUAUCAUAUACAUACAUAGAUGGCAAAUAUUCCAAGUGUUUAAAUGAGCAAAUCCGUUUAAGCCAUUGGCAAUAUGAAAUAUUCAUAAAGGCAAAUCCAAAACGUGCGACUACGCAGGAAUUACCCGCCAAGAAGACACGCAUGAAGAUACAAAUACCGCAUUACUGUAUGGAUGUACAUAUAUGUGCAUAUGAGUAAGUGAGAGGCUGGGUAAUGACGCCGAGUGCGUGACUGUCGACAGCAAUCAUCAUAUCUAGUAGAAAAUCUGCACCACCGUCAAUCACGCCAAUGUCAACAGUUCGUCUUCAACAAGUGCAACACAUCCAUCAUCAUUACCAAAAGGAGCAACAACAGGCAGCACAGCAGCCCAGCAGACAACAGCUACGCAAUCGCACAGAAAUAAAUUUAAAUAAUGCUUGUAACUGGCUUUUUAAUGCAUUCUACGCCGAUUUAAGUGAGCUCGCGCCACCAGCUCAACCACUUAAGGCAGUCGCUACCCGAUCAACACUCGAAACUUAGGAACCUAUUGCCAACAUCGAAGUGGGUGCGCCAACCACAGCGACACUCUUAAAAUAUUUGAACUACACAUAGAGAAGGUAACCGAGAGGGGAAGGCAUAAAAAUGUUCGAUACGAAAUGGUUGCCCGCCGCCUGUGGCAGUUUGGCACCCGCUCUUAUACCGCCCGCACACAUGUUGGUGUUGGCCUACUUUUGGGAAAAUUACUCGCGCUACGUUGAUAAGCACUUUUGUACAUGCUCCUGCUGGGACACUAUAUUCAAAGGGCCCUACGAGUCGGGUGUUGCAUCGUACAAGCAUCUCUACUUCAAUGUCACACAAAAUUCAUUCAAAAUGUGGCUGCUCACUGUAUUCGCUGUUAUUGCGCUUUAUGAAUGCAUUAAACAGUUGAUUGCGUUGAUAUUGCAACAACGUUGUCGCUACUCGAUGUUGUUGCUCUUCUCGCUGUCGAUAUUUUCACACUAUUAUGCCUGGUGGGCGUACAUAAAUUACUACAACGAUGACUAUUACCAGCAAUGGAACCAUCAGCUAUUUUUUACGGUAACCGAAUUGAUAUCUUCCUUGCUGGUCAUGCAUCUCGCGAACGCUACUAACACGGUCACAUCGAAGAAAGUAUUCUGCAUUGUUGGCAUUGCCAUACUCCACAUCACAGCCAGCAGUUUCGACCAGUUCUUCAUGAAUGUGGUGCGUGGCGAAGGUUAUGCACAUCAAAUAGUACGAGAUAUCGGCUUUAUGGUGCCAGAUAUACUGCAAUUAAUCAUACCAUUGUGGCUCUUCCGCAAGACGCGCAAGGAAUCGUACACAACGCGUCCCUUUUACCGUGACCGCAAUCUGCACAAAGACAUUGUGGCGAUGUUAUUCUUCGUGCUGGCGCUCUUUGUUGUCUGUACGAUUUUGUGAGAUAGAAUUUUCCAAUACCUGCAGAUGAUGAAUAGUGAGGAGGAAGCGCGCGCAACGAGACGCAUGAAUCUGAUGGCUCGACUAUACUUCAAUGUGUAAGGUAAAUAAUGUAUAUACUAUACAUAUAUACGUCUGUCUGAGUUACAGCAACAACAACCAAGUGUUGAAUUGAACUGCACGCGUUUGUUGUGGUGGAUGCCGCUGAAGAGUUCUAAGCUUGCGGUGACACACUUUUUGCUGAAACUAAACGUUGGCGUGUAAGUCUAGAUGUAGUUAGUUUUAGCAACAAAUACAAACAAAAUAUAUACAAUACGUACUUAUUUACUUACAUAUAUAUAUAUAUACAUAGAUAUAUAUAUAUUUACAUAUAUUAGUGUAGACCAAAGAACAAAGUUUUCCCCUCUCUAACCUUGUGAUAACUGUAUUUUUUAUCCUUAGAUUUUAACAAAUUUAAUCAUAUUUAUUUCAAUUUCAUACCUGUAGUGAUUAUUAUUUAGGUUCCUUAGGAACCUAAACAAUAUUUAAUAUUAGAAAAGAGAGGGUGUUUAGCUGUCAUUCACAUACGUAUACAUAUGCAUUUUGUCAAAUAUUUUUAAACACUGAAUUUCAUUUCUUGAAAAUAUAGCAAUUAUUACAUGCAUCCGCAGUCACACACUCUGUCUUUUCUUACCUUUAUAUAGCUCAACUCUACAUCCUUAUCCAGUCUGCAAAAACCAGAAAUGAGGGCGCGGUUGUUGAGGCCCAUGAUAUUGAAUCGGCGUAUGCCAGCAGCUGUACACUCUUAUAGAAGAUUGUAGCUUCUCUAUUUAGCUCUGCAGCUCCACUUAUUUUCUCCAGCAGUAGAUAGAAGAAGACGCAUGAAAGGGAGUCGCCUUCUCUGAAACCUCGUUUGGUAUUGAACGGCUCGAAGAGGUCCUUCCUGAUCCUGACGGAGCUUUUGGUGUUGCUCAACGUCAGUUUACACAGCCGUAUUAGUUUUGCGGGCAUACCAAAUUCAGACAUAGCGGCAAAGAGGCAGCUCCUUUUCGUGCUAUCAAAAGCAGCUCCAAAAUCGGCGAAAAGGUAGUGUGUGUCGAUCCUCUUUUCACGGGUAUUUUCCAAAAUUUGACGAUUGGUGAAUAUCUGGUCAGUUAUUGAUUUUCCUGGCCUGAAGCCGCACGGAUAAGGUCCAAUCAGUUUGUUGACUGUGGGCUUUAAUCUUUCAAACAAUACGCUCGCUAGGGGAGGCAAUUGAGGAGGCUUAUCCCACGGUAUUCGCCGCAGAUUGUGAAGUAUCCUUUUUUGUGGAUUGAGCACACUUAAAUUCCUUUCGUUCGGCCAUUUUCUACAAAGAAGCUGAUGCAUGCUGACGCCGGCGUAUUUGAAUAGCUUUACCGGAAUUCCAUCGGGCCGAGCCGCUUUGUUGUUUUUCAGAUGGGUAAUUGCUAUUUGAACUUCUUCAUGGUCGGGCAAUGGAACGUCCGUUCCAUCAUCAUUGUCAGUUUUGUGGUCGCUUGAUUCCGUAUUUUCUGAGCACGUGUCAAAAACGGACAAGAGCAAGGAGAAAAUGCCAUAGUUUACAGUGUUCCUACGAUAUGACGAAAACGCAACCCUGUCGACUGAAAAUGUGAAUAGUUUUUACAUUCCUGAUACUAUAACAGCCCACCAAGUGCAAUUUUGGUUUCUGGACUCCGUUCGGUAGUUCUGAUAUCAAAGUUAUGCUACGCUCUAGAUGGCUAAUUGUUAAAAAUACUGAUGAAAAAACGCUCUAGGCCAACAUACAUAUAAACACUGUUUCGAUUGCAAAAUCAGUUUGAAACCAUUUAAGUAAGGUUAAACAUGAGUUAAUGCAUCCCAUAUGCAAAUUGUAACAAAAUCUAUCACUAUCUAAAACGGAUUUUGUGAUUUAAUCACGUCAAGCCAAAAUGCACGGCCAAGAAGGCUUGGCUAAGUACUUGGGCGUAUUGGUAGGAGAUCAUCUAUAAUGAGCUGCUCCCCUGCAUCUAAUUCGUUAAGUAUACUCUCAACAACGCGUUAGUCUAAAGGGAGCAAUUACGCCGAGGUGGUGAUCAAUAAGAGAGUACUUGUGCUCCAUCUCAACGCUAGGCUACACAGAUUGAUAAUUACUCGUCUAAAGCUUCCAUAACUUCUUUUGCUUCAAAAUAGGCCUAAGUUUCGGCAAUCUCCUCUUCUGUCGACGAAAAUAUCUUACCAGUGAGCAUUCUUUUGUGAUCUGAGGACAGAAAAUAGUUCCAAAGGACCAUAUCUGGAGAAUACGGUGAAUGCGGAAACAAUUCGAAGCCUAAUUCAUGGAUUUUUCCUAUUCUUUUCACUGGCUAGUGACACGAUACAUUGCCUUCCUUCACAGCACUUCCUUUUUCCUCAAAAGAUGACGUUUUUAGCGAUUUUGUCCUUCAAGUGGUCCAAUAACGCUAUGUAACAGUCGCUGUUGAUUGUUCUUCUUUUUUUAAGGUACAUAUGUAGUUAAUAAAAGUUAUCCCAUGCGCAUCCAAAAAUACAGACACCAUAGCCGUCUCAUUCGAGGUUGAGUUUUUCCACGCUUUGUCACGGGUUCGUCGUGUACAGUCCACUUGGAUGUCUGCCGAAUGAACUUCGGAGUGAAAUAAUGGAGCCAUGUUUCAUUCAUUAUCACAUAUCGGCGCAAAAAUGUGGUUUUAAUAACAUUUAACAUCUCCAGUCACUGCUCCGAAUCAUCAACUCGUCUUUCUUUUUGGUGAAAAGUGAGUUCACGUGGCAUCCAUUUUGUACAGAGCUUUCUCAUACCCAAACAUUCGUGAAUGAUAUGAUUCAAUUGAUAAAUUUAGUGUGCCUGCUGUAUCGAACAAUUUCAUUUGACGAUCUUCCAAAAUACGAAUUGGACUUUUUGGAUGUUUUCGUCGAUAACAACUUCUUUUGAGCAUACACUGCCUUCUCCGUCUUCGGUGCGCUUUUCACCACUUCUAAACUUAGCAUACCAAUUCCUGAUGUUUGAUUUUCUUGGUGCAGUGUAAGGAAACUUGUAAUCAAGCCAAGGUUUUGCUCCAACUGUGUUUUUUCCCUUCAAAAAGUAAUAAUAUUUUAUAAACACACGAAAUUACUUUUUAUCCAUUUUUUUCACAAUAAGAAAAUUUGCUUCACUAAAAAUAAUAUAUCAAAUUCAGACAUAGCAGCAUAAAGGCAGUUCCUUUUCGUGCUUUCAAAAGUAGCUUUGAAAUCGACGAAGAGUUGGUGUGUGAAUCUAUGGUAGUUGUUGAUUUUCCAGACCUGAAGCCACAAUGAUAAGAUCCAAUGACUUUGUUGACGGUGGGCUUUAAUCUUUCGCACAAUACGCUCAAUAGAACCUUACAUGCUUAUCCCGAGGCAGUUGGCGCAAAUUGUGGGAUCCCCCUUUUUGUGGUUUGGGCAGAGCACACUUACAUAGGUUGCAAUCGUCGGGCAUGCUUUCAGCCACGUAAAAAACAUCCCCAAUUAAAAGAAUAACAAAUAUUCCGUGUGCCAAUGUCACAAUUCAGCUACUCAGUUUUUAAAUAUAUUUGACGGAAUGAUUAUAGAUGUAUAAGGUAUUAAAUGGAAUAGCUAACAAUUAUAAUUAACGAAAUCUACAAUAUUAGACUUAUAUUCUAUAUUAGGAAUACUUAGUUUCAAAAAUUUUAUAUAUUUAGAGAACAAAUAUUAAAAUGGAGUCAUAUCAUAGCACAACUUUGUACACCGUAGAUAACACUCAAAAGACUCAUAACACAAGUAGAAACGUACCUACUCAUUAUAUGUAAGUAGGUUCAUAUGUAUGUAAUAUUACACAUCAAUAGUGAUACAUAUAUGCAGUUAAAGAAAUACAUUUAUAAUAUAAUUUAUGUUCAAAACCACUUCCUAAAUAUUUUUUUUUAUUAUUGUAUGCCAAAAAUUGAAACCCAUAAGCCCUAUUGGACUAUUUAGAACAGCCCGCCUAACAUUUUUAAUUUACAGCAACACUCGACACUCGUCAGGGAUCCUGUUAUCGUUUUAAUUAUUAUUCUUCCAAAAAUUUGGUAUAUUGCUAUAAUAGAACCAAACAAACCAUCAGUUGUGAUUCAAAGAGCUUCAGGCAAUUUUAUACCUAUGCAUACCAGAGAAAAUAUUGAGUCGUAUUUUAUUAGAUAAUUUCUAAAAUUCGCCUACUUUUACCUUUAAUGUUAUCUUUUGUAAAAUCAAAAGUAUUUACAUUUUCUACUUCGAAUAAAGAAAGCAACGAGUUUUCUUCAAUAAACUUCGAGUUUGCAUCAUCGAAAAAAUAUGUAGUCCAAAGUUCAAAUAGUACGAUUAUCAAUAUUACUCUCAAUAUCAUAUAUAGAUGGCGAGUUUGGCUACAUAAUUAUUUUUAAUUUUACAAGAACAAGAAAUCGUUAUUUUAUAGUGGUUUAUGAUGUUGUCGAAAGAAAAUACAUGGGAGAUGUUCCAGCCUUUAAGCAGAUCCGUGCUUCUUCUUUCGCAGCCACACUUUCCACAGAUCAGAAUUGUAUACGUAUUAAGUUUUCUAACGCUUCUGAGUCUUCCAUAGAGAGUAUGAAAGUUUGGCAAGAAAACUAGCCUUAUAGAAACGUGAUGCUAAAAGCUAGCUUAAUGAAACAACAUCCGAUUUCAAACCAAUCUCAUCAACAAAACACUUAACUUUAAUAGAAAAGAUCGAUAUUCUUCUGGUAGAAUAUUUUCUACAAUACUUGACUGAUAGAAAGAUAGAAAAUAAUCGAGUUUUUGCACAGCGACGCAUGAUCUAUUGCGUCCUCUCCUAUAUCACAUAUGGUCACAUAAAUGCCGCGGCCUGAAUAAUUCCAGGAGCUUUCUGGGCUUAAUGGAGGUGAUGUGAUCCCUGUCCACGUAGACAGAUCCUAGGGCCUUGAACCUGUUUCUACAAAUUGCUAAGCAAACUAGAAUCAGGUGUUCUGGAGCUUCUUGUUCCAUGUCGCAAAACCGGCAACUUACGCAAGAGACUAUGCCAAUGUUGAACUAGUAUUUCUUGAGCCUACAGUGCCCAAUAUAGAGCGCGACAAGGAGACGAAAAGCCGAUGACUGAUAGAAGAAGUGAAACUUCCGUCAUUAAUAAUGCAUAAAUAUUGUUUAAUUCUAAUACAAUUGAUUUUAUAACAACAGAUGAAGACACUGUCCAAAACGUAUGUUGUUUGGUCUGUAUACAUUGUGACAAAAAAGUACCCGGUAAUUAUUAAAAAUAUUUAAUUAUUCAUCAAUAUUUAUUUUGUCGUCUUCAAAGUAAUCUGCACUAUAUGAAAUUCACUUAUGUCAAGGAUUUUUCCAGUCUUCGAAACCCUUUUUUAAACAGUUUUUGGGAUGGCCUUUAGCUCCUUCAGUAACUUUUGUUUUAUCUCUUCGAUUGACUAAAACGAUUUCCACAAAACGGCUGUUUCAGUUUGGGGGACAAAAAAAAAACAACACUGACCCAAAUCUGGAGAAUACAGUGUUUGAUCGAUGAUAUUCAUUUCUUUUUUGGCUUUAAAUUCGGUCACAAUUGUACUUUUUUUGAAAAAAAAUCAACUUUAACGGGACAAGUCGACCAAGAACGCGUUUCAUAUCCAAAAUAUCCACAAAAAUAAUUCGAACGGUCUCGCGAGAUAUGUCGAGCUAUUUUACCAUUUCUUUAAUACUUAUCUUACGCAAGCAGCACACCAUAUCCUUCUUCUUCUUGAAAUUCGAGAUACCAAGUGCCAGGUUCUUCUCUACCUGAUCUCUCCAACGAAGUGGAAGUCUUCCUCUGCUUCCCCCGGCGGGUACUACGUCGAAUACUUUCAGAGCUAGAGUAUUUUCAUACAUUCGGACGACACUGUCUUUUAAUGCUCUGAACCAUGUCCAUGUCGUCUAUCGAAUACCGUUGCCAAUGCGCAAAGGACCAUAAAUAUUUCGCAGAACCUUUCUCUCGAAAAUUCGUAACGUCGACUUAUCAGACGUUGUCAUCGUCCAUGCCUCUGUACCAUAUAUCAGAACGCGAAUGAUGAGUGACUCGUACAGUUUGAUCUUUUCGUUGCGAGAGGGGUUUACUUUUCAAUUGCCUACUCAGUCCGAAGUAGCACAUGUUGACAAGAGUUAUUCUGCUCUAGAUUUGGAGGCUGUUGUUGGUGUUAAUACUGGUUCCAAGAUAUACAAAAUUAUUUGCGACUUCGAAAUCAAUAGUGGCGUGGUAGCCAAGGAGCGAGUGUGACGGCUGUUUGUUCGAUGACAGGAGAUAUCUCGUCUUGCCCUGGUGAAAGCAGAACUAACCGCACGGUUGUUGAGGCCAAUGAUAUCAAUAUCCUCGGCAUACGCCAGCACUUGUACACUCUUAUAAAAUACUUGUAUUGUGCCUUUUCGAUUCAGUCCUGCAGCUCCAAUUAUUUUUUCUAAAAGUAGAUUGAUAUAGACGCACGACAGGGAGUCGCUUUGUCUGAAACCUCGGUUGGCUCGGAGAGCUCCUUCCACUUUGUCGUUAUUCAGGGAGGUAAUUGCUAUUCGAACUUUUUCAUGGUCGAGCAAUGGAACGUCCGUUCCACCGUCAUCGAUUGGGGAAUCGGGUUCAUCAUCUCCUGUUGUUAUGCUUUCACUGCCACUCAGUAGGCUGGAGAGGUGUUCCCUCUUUAAUUUUAGUUUACUCUGGGCAUCAGCCAAAAGAUCACUUUUGGGGUCGAAAGUCGUUCAGAAUGAGGCAUCUCUUCAACAAUCUCUCGACCAUCUUUCAAGGCCUUGUACCACUCGUAUGCUUGUGUUUUUAAUAAAACUGAAUAAGCGUAAGCCUUUUGUUACAUUUUCAAUAAUUGCGUACACUAAAUUUGGUUAGAAAUACCAAAUUUAAGACAAAUUCUUCGUUCGAUAGUUUUAUCCAUUGUAAAAAUCGCAACGCACUACUGAGGUGUAUCGACUUAAGCAGCUGCUGUAAACAAACUGGUUGACAGAUCGCGCUCAUAUUUGGCAUAGUAAUUAAGGACAGUCCUACCAACUUGGCAAAAUACAUUUUUUGAAAUAUCAUUUACCCGGGGCAUUUAAUUACAAUUUCCGGGUGCUUUUUUUGUCCCAAUGUAUUUAAAAAUUCAGACAAUUUUUAGAAAGAUAUCGGAGCUUGGAGGUGGAAAUCUACAAAUUUCUUGGCUUAUUAUUCUUACAGCCGGUAGUUUUAACCUUAUUUUCCGAUUGUUAAAGGAAUCUCACUAAGAAAUACAGUGUAUUUAUAACAUAGUCUAUCACAUGAUAACAAUUGAUAACAGCAAUCAAAAAUUAGAGAACGCCUAAAACUAAAAAAAAUCUUACCUUAUUACUAGAGCAUUUGAAUUACACUUAUUUUCAAUACGUUCUCAGCCUACACUUACUGAGUGUCUAAUUCGUUUCAUAUUUUGCAAAGAAUACUUCCGCUGACACUCUUUAGAAAUACUCAAAUUCUUUCACUGUCACAUUUACAAUUUUUAUUUGCUUGUUAGUAUUGAUUUCAAUGGCAAAACAUUUUUAUUUCAAUAACAUCUACACCGUGUAAUACAAAAACACAAAAACAAACCGAACAGUAUUGAAAACUCUCAGAUGAAACUAAAUAAUCUAAAGAAUCUUACAAACUUGAGGAAACUUUUUAAUGCAAAUAAUAUAACUUGAACUGAAAUAUGAAAACGUGAAAUAUGUUUUAUCAAUCAGAUCAUAACUUUAUGCAAAUAAUCUACAAUAAAGUGUUGAAUUAAUUGAAUCUUCGUAUAAAUAAAUAUAAAGUUACAAAAAACCAAUUCAAAUUUAAGCAGACGAAAUUUAAGAAUUGAGCACAUAUCGACAUAUUGCUACAAACAUGCAUAUAAAGAAUAUCAAAAUACAUAUGUAUAUAUAUAAUUAUCCAUAAAGAAAUAAAUAGUUAAAUAACAUUCUAAAAGCAAGAAGACAUGAAAUAUUUUAAAAAUAAAGUUUAAAAUAAAGUUUUACUGACAUAAGUUUGCCCAUAAUCUCUCCAUAUUAUUUCAAAUUAAUUUCUAUUUUAUUGGCUUUCGCGUAGCGAUUUCCAUGAAUUUGGAAAAAAAGCAUACACAGAAAAUCAUUUGCACAAUUUGGUCUACCCUAUCAUACAUAUUGCAUUUGACGAUGCCAAUAACAUCAAUGCGAGUGGAAUUGAGAAAAUCUCUUAAUCGCAAAAAAUGCCGUUUUUCGGAUACAUUUUGGUAUUUGGGGGUAAUUCCAAUUCAUAUCUGAAGCCUAAAGUUCCAAACUUAAAAAAAAAAUUACAACUCUAGUCUGAAUUUAUAAUAUUUUCCUGGUAGCACGAAAAAUACGAUUGAAAAGAGAGAAAACAUUUAAAAAAUAUUUUUUUUUGUUAACAAAUUGUAAGUUCAAUGUAUUUAAUACUAUAAUAAUAAAAUUCUAAUGAUUUACAGUGAUAAAAAAGAACUUUAGUUCAGAAGUAGUACAGCAACUUAUUUACUCUAGAGCUUAGUGAUUCCAGAUUUUCAAUAAGUUUUGUCGUUUGAUAAGAAAACACAAUUUUAUGAUUCAAAAUACACUUUAUUAUUCAGUAUAACAUCCCUGAACAUUAAUACACUUGCUUCAACGCUCCUCCAUUCUGUGGACCCCCUCCCUGAAGUGAGAAUCCGGAAGGUCUGCAAAAUACGCUUCAACAGCCGUUAUGACCUUUUCAUUUGAUGAAAAACGCUUGCCACGCAUACAUUUUUUGAGCUCUGGAAACACAUGGAAAUCGCUGAAGGCCAAAUCUGGUGUAUACGGUGGAUGCUACAACAAUUCGAACUUUAAUUCAUGGACUUUAGCCAUUGUCAAUAUGCUAUUCUGAAACGUAGCAUUGUCCUGAUCAAAAAGGAUUUUUUCUUCUGCAAACCGAGUCUUUUUUCACAAAUUUUUUUCUUCAACAGGUCCAAAAGGUUGCGAUAAUAUUCAAAAUUUUAUUGUUUUACCAGUUUUUAAGUAAUCCACAAACAAAAUUCCUCUCGCAUCCCAAAAAACUGAUGUCAUAACCUUCUUGGCCGAUUACAGAACAUGAACUCGUUUCGAAGCCUAACAACCAGGUUCACACCACUCUUUAGCCUCUUAAUUUGAUUCAGGAUCUUGGUGAUAGACCCAUGUCUCAUUCAUAGUGAUGAAUCGACGCACAAAAUCCACCUUAUCCUCUUUAAAACACUCCAAACGUGGCUGAGAAAGUCGCAUUCGAAUAUGUUUUUGUUCCAUUGUUAGCAAAUGCGGCACCCAUUGUGCACACAACUUUCUAAAACUCAAAAUUUCACUGAAGAUAUCGCUCACACUGCCUAUUGAAAUGUAUAGACCCUCUACUAAAUCUCUCUUAGUCAAUCGACGGUCUUUCAAAACCGUAUCCUGUAUUUUGGCUAAGAUUUCUGGCGUUGAUGCACUUUUUUGACGUCCUUGACGUGCAUCGUCUUCAAGGCUUAUACGACCACGUUUAAAUUCAGCAACCCAUCUUUCUACUGCUCAAAAUGUAGGAAAAUAAUCAUUAUACACUUUUAACAUUCGUUCAUGAAUUUCUUUUGGUGCUAUACCUUCCAAAAAUAAGAAAUUUAUCACUGCACGAUAUUCAAUUUUUUCCAUUGUAAAAAAUACUGUGACACGGCGACACUAAAUGGCUUGUAAACAAAGAAUGAAUUGACAGAUUGAAAUGAAACUUCACAUACGUUCAUAUAAAGUGUGUACCAACAAAACAAAAGAUGGCUAGUAGCAACGCCCUCUCUUAUCAAACUACAAAACUUAUUGAACAACCUGGUACUACUAUGAGUAAAAAAUAGUAAGUCUUUGUUCGUAAUUUUAAAACUUUGAAUUUAUACUUCAAAAUAUAUCGUCCCCUUCAAAGUAACCCCCCUUGGUCCCAGUACACUUGUGCCAACGUUUUUUUCAUUCCUCGAAACACUAGUUAAAAUGCUUAAAUUGCUGAAAAGCCAGAAGCCACACGGAGCUAAAUCAGGCGAAUAAGAUGGCCGGUUGACAGUUUGGCGAAAAACUCACGAAGAAUCAAUGCAGUAUGCGACGGUGCGUAAUCGUGGUGCAAAAACCAUGAGUUAUCGGCCCAUAUUUCUAUAUAGUUUUAACGAAUAGCCUCGCGCAAGUGACCCAUAAUACUCGUACUCAAAUUUUAAAUUAAAAAGUCCUACAAUUUUUGACCACAGCACUAUAUGUCAUAUCAAUCAAAUUGUUAGGAAGUCUUAGUUCUCUCGAUGGUUAGCACUUUGGACUUUUAGACCAAGCAAUGUUUCCAGCUAACCAAGGGUAGAACAAAGCAGAUCAGGGCGUUAAUUACUGCUACUUUUGGCAAAAGUACAUAAGUAGUUGAGUGAAAAGAGAGUCUAAUGAUAUUGCUUUCGAGGAAUUAAGCAAAAAAUAUGAAUAUAAUUAAAGGUUGAAAGUAUACCUGUGAACAGUAAUAAAUUAUUUAUCUAUCGCCAAGUGUGAGGAGAAGUGACUGAUUACUAUUAACUUCGAACCAAAACAAUUUCAUUGGAAAUUUUUUCAUUUUUGUCUUCAUUUAGUUUCAAUAUUAUUUUUUAGUAUUAGUCUAACUGUGGGUAAUUUAUAAACACUACAGAUAAAUAAAAUACUCAUAUUUGUAUGUGAAUAUAAUAUAUCUGAAAAUUAAUAAAAUAACGCAAAUUUAAUAAUUUAUGAAUAAAUACAUACUAAAUAACUGGGGAAGUAAUUUAAUUUUGUAGCGAUAAAUUACCAAAAAUAUUAACCUUUCUCUAAUCAAAUAAAAAUUUCAUAAAUUGGGAUAUGUGCAUUGAUUAGAAGACCUCAUGUGAAUACAGACACUGACACAGACACUAAUAACAUAAAUACAUACAUUUAAUUACAAAAAAAUUGUAUCAAGGGAAAAAGUUGGUUUAGCCUUUCAAAUUUGCAUAUUUAUUCACAGUGGAAAUUAGAGCGUAGAUUUUGUUAAUUUUACGAUGUUUUUUUACAUUUUUUAUACAAACAUAACGAUAAAUCGUGCAUAACGCACACAAAGAGAAAUAUGUACUGUAAAAAAUUAAAAUUAAAUAAUAAAACAUAUAUCUCCAAACACAUAUACAUAUAUACUAAACAUAUACAUAUACAAAUAUACAAAGUAUAUAUACAAUAUAAAUAAUAAGAAUUGGUAAAAAUAAUUAAACACAUGUUAGAAGAGUCUUACCACGAAAAACCAAAUUUAUAUAUAUUAUUAUAUUUCUAAUUUAUUGACUUAGAUUUACAUUGACACACAAGAUGGUUAGCUCCCUAGGAUUUAGAGAAUCAAAAUUAGUUUUUAUGUGUAGUGAAACAAUUAUAUUGAAAUAUUAUACUUAGUAAUAACUCAAAAUAAGUGCAUACC